Messenger RNA from Anguilla rostrata (American eel), 7768 nucleotides. RefSeq names its product ubiquitin-conjugating enzyme E2O (gene ube2o). The transcript is spliced from 20 exons. The record is from RefSeq and is a predicted model, not a curated record. Bases 178 to 4158 code for a protein of 1326 amino acids. NCBI's taxonomy places the organism in Eukaryota, Metazoa, Chordata, Actinopteri, Anguilliformes, Anguillidae. Gene Ontology annotation, molecular function: ubiquitin conjugating enzyme activity.
CUACAUGCGCUGUGGUCACAUAUCUGAACAAGCAGCUUGCUACUUUUCUGCCGCCGAAACGAUACGCAGCGCUUACGUGUCGACGUAAACACGUGCGGGUGCCUGGUUACAGGUUUCUCUUUCUAUUUUUUCUUCCCCAUCCCUCUCGCUCUUUCUCAUUCCCUGACAACAGCAACGAUGGCGGAGCCCGUAGCAUCGGGAGUAUCGGCAACAGACGCAGCAUCCUCAUCUCCCACCCCAGCCCUUUCUCCGGCAGUCAGUCCGGGUUCCGAGCCUCCCUCCAUGGCGCUAUCUCCCUCCGCAGGCGGCUCACAGCGACUCCUUUUCUCUCAUGAUCUGGUGUCCGGUCGGUAUCGUGGUUCGGUCCGGUUCGGCCUUGUCAGAAUGAUCCACGGCGAGGAGGAUUUUGAUUCCGAUUCGGACCUCGAUGGUGAUGGCGGAGGUGGAGGUGGCGGCGGCGGGGGAGGUGGUGGUAUCGCUGGCAGCUCUGACACCGAGAGUGGGGCGGCUGACGCUCGGGCUCGGCCUCUCGGAAGAGGCUAUGUUCGGGUGCAGUGGUACCCUGAAGGAGGAAAGCAAGACAUUCGGGAAACGAAGCUGAAGCUUGAAGAUCGGUCGAUCGUGCCGCGGGACAUUGUCCGUCGGAUGAAUGCAAAUGACAACCAGUGUGGCACAGUGAUUGACAUCAACAUCGAGUGCGCCGUCAAACUGGUGGGGACCAACUGUGUCCUGUACCCUGUCAACAGCAGAGACCUGCAGCACAUCUGGUCCUUUAUGUAUGGAGAUUACAUUGCCUACGACUUCUGGCUGGGAAAGGUGUACGACCUGACCAAUCACAUAAUCCUGAAGCUGUCCAAUGGAGCCAGGUGUUCCAUGAGCGUGGAGGACGGCGCCAAGCUGUACGACGUCUGCCCCCACGUCAGCGAUUCGGGUCUCUUCUUCGACGAGGCCUACGGCUUCUACCCCGGCCAGGUGCUGAUCGGGCCUUCCAAAGUGUUCUCCAACGUGCAGUGGCUGUCCGGGGUCAAGCCCGUCCUCAGCAAGAAGAGCAAGUUCCGGGUGGUGGUGGAAGAGGUCCAGGUCGUGGAGCUGAAGGUGACGUGGAUCACGAAGAGCUACUCCCCCAGGGGCACGGACAGCGUGUACCCCCCUCCCUCCACCAUCACGCAGGAGAACCUUUGCAGAGUCAAGCGGCUGGGCUACUACGACCACACCCAGAGGCAGCUGGGCGAGCGGGCCCUGUACGUCUUCCCCGCCAGGACCCCCCAUUACCUCCAGGCCGAGGCCCCUGUCUCCCAGGACCGUGGCCAGGAAGGUGCGUCACCCGACCUGUCCCGUUACUCUCCCAUUCUCCCACUGAAGCGGAUGUUUAAGAAGGACGCGCUGAAGAAGGCCGCGGACGGCGCGGACGGGUCGGCCUCCAGCACGCAGCCGGCGGAGAAGGCAGAGAGCCCCGAGGCCGAGAGGAGCACGGAGCCCCGGCGGGACGUCGCCGCGGAGACGGGGAAGGCGGGCACGGGACGUCCCAACAACGGGCCGGCGGAGGCGGCGGCGGCGGGGGCGGGGGCGGGGCAGCCCCGGCGGGACGGCGCCCCCCCGGAGGCGUGGGCGGAGUCGGGCGAGCAGGACGCCGACGACGAGGGGGCCGAGGACACGGACGACACCAGCUCCAUGACGUCGUCGGCCAGCUCCACCGCGUCCUCGCAGAGCGGCGGCCUGGGCCCCGGGCGCAAGAAGAGCAUCCCGCUCUCCAUCCGCAACCUCAAGAGGAAGCACAAGAAGAAGAGGACCAAGUUCUCCCGCGAGUUCCGGCCCGGAGAUCGGGUGGCGGUGGAGGUGGUGUCGACGAAGACCUCGGCGGACGUCAUGUGGAAGGACGGCACCGUGGAGGCCGGCAUCCGCUCCAACGAGCUCAUCCCCAUCCAGCACCUGGACAACUACGAGUUCUGCCCCGGGGACUUCGUGGUGGACAAGCGGCCUCAAGCUCCUCAGGACCCUGGGGUGUACGGGGUGAUCCAGUCUGGGGACCACAAGGGCCGGACCUGCGCUGUGAAGUGGGUCAAACUCAACUGCAGCAGCGACGACGUGGAGGUCAUCGGUGAGGAGGAGGACGUCAGCGUCUACGACAUCGCCGACCACCCGGACUUCCACUUCCGCGCCACCGACAUCGUCAUCAGGAUAUGGAACUCGGAGAACGGGCAGACGGCGGCGGACUGCGAGAACGAGACCUCGGUGGGCCAGGUGUCCAGAGUGGACGUCAGCAGCAAGGUGGAGGUGGUGUGGGCGGAUAACUCCAUGACCAUCGUCCUGCCGCAGCACCUGUACAACGUGGAGUCGGAGAUCGAGGAGACGGACUACGACUCGGUGGAGGAGAGCAGCAGCGGCGCCUCGUCCGAGGAGUGGGAGGACGAGAGCGACAGCUGGGAGACCGACAACGGUGUGAUGGAGGACGAGCACGCGGGCGAGGCGGCGCCCGCGCCCGCGCCCGCGCCCACGCCCACGGGCCCCCCGGAGGAGCAGGCCGCGCUGACCGCCGUGGCGGAGGAGCUGGAGCCGGGCGCCGUCGCCGCGGCGACGCUGGCCGGCGGGGGGGCGGGGCCGGGCUCGGAGGAGAAGGCGGGGAAGGAGGGCGCCGCGCGGGGCUUCCGGGAGCUGAAGGAGGCGCUGAAGAUCCUGGAGAGCCUGAAGAACAUGACGGUGGAGCAGCUGUGGACCGGCUCCCCCACCUCCCCCACCGUGGAGCCCGAGAAGCCCACCAAGGAGAAGAGGUUCCUGGACGACUUCAAGAAGCUGCAGGAGAACCUGAAGAAGACCCUGGACAACGUGGCCAUCGUGGAGGAGGAGCGCAUGGAGGCGGCGGGGGAGGCGGAGAAGGAGGAGAAGCCGCAGGAGCCCCAGACGCCCGUCCGCUCGGAGUGGCCCAGCGACACGCCCGUCCUGUGCCAGCAGAGCGGGGGCAAGCCGGGCGUCACCUUCACCAGCGCCAAGGGGGAGGUCUUCUCCGUGCUGGAGUGGGCACCGGAUAGCCACGCCUUCAAGAAGAUGGAGUUCCAGCCGGCGGAGGCCAAGAAGUUCUUCAGCACCGUGAGGAAGGAGAUGGCCCUGCUGGCCACCUCCCUGCCCGACGGCAUCAUGGUCAAGACCUUCGAGGAUCGCAUGGACCUCUUCUCGGCGAUGAUCAAAGGUCCGACGCGCACGCCCUACGAGGACGGCCUGUUCCUCUUCGACAUCCAGCUGCCCAACAUCUACCCCGCCGUGCCCCCCCUCUUCCGCUACCUGUCCCAGUGCAGCGGCCGCCUCAACCCCAACCUCUACGACAACGGCAAGGUGUGCGUCAGCCUGCUGGGCACCUGGAUCGGCAAGGGCACAGAGAGAUGGACCAGUAAGUCCAGCCUGCUGCAGGUGCUCAUUUCCAUCCAAGGGCUGAUCCUGGUGAACGAGCCCUACUACAACGAGGCGGGCUUCGACAGCGACCGCGGCCUGCAGGAGGGCUACGAGAACAGCCGCUGCUACAACGAGAUGGCGCUGAUCAAGAUGGUGCAGUCCAUGACGCAGCUGCUGCAGACGCCGGUGGAGGUGUUCCAGCAGGAGAUCCGCGAGCACUUCUGCGGCAGCGGGUGGAGGCUGGUGCACCGCCUGGAGGCCUGGCUGGAGCUGCACGAGGCGGCCGAGCGGGGGCCCGGCGGCCACAGGGAGGGCCACAGGGAGGGCCGGGCCCCCGAGUUCCCCCUGCUGGAGGAGGGGGCGCAGGCGGCGGCCCACAGCAGCCCCGGCCAGCCGGACCCCAGGGGGGGGGAGGAGCUGGAGGACUCGGGCCUGAGCCCCUCCACCACGCUGCAGCAGGACCUGAGCCAGCACUCGGACUGCGACGGGGCGGCGUGGGCGGGGGCCGAGGCGGGGGCGGGGCCCGAACAGGCCGGGAGGGCCCAGCCGGACUCCGCCGGCGGCGGCGUGGGCGGCGGCCAGCCCGCGGUCAGACCAAAGAAGCGGAGAAAGAGCUACCGCAGCUUCCUGCCGGAGCGCAGCGGCUACCCGGACAUCGGCUUCCCGCUCUUCCCGCUCUCCAAAGGCUUCGUCAAGAGCGUGCGCGGCGUGCUGCUGCACUACCGCGCCGCGCUGGCGGCCUGCGGCCUCGCCGAGCGGCCCGAGGACAAGUGAGGAGCCAACCGCCACGCGCCGCGCCCCCCCCCCCCCGCCCCCCACGCCCCGCCCCGCCGCCAGCACCUCCCUGCCAAUCGCCACGCCCCCACUCCACCCCCCCCCCCCCACCGCCCCACCGCCACCCCUCAAACCAGUGUUCUACAGCUGUCUGCUGCCCCUCCCACAGGUAGCCCCCCGCCGUACCGGAACAGGGAGGAAAUUUGCUUCUUAUAAGAAAAAAAAGAAAAGAAAAACAUUAAAGAAUUUAAAAAUGGGGGUGGGGGGUGAGGGGGUGGGGGUUGGGGGAAGAAUUACACAUUAAAAAAAAGAAAAAAAGAGUCUUAUCUGCGCAUAUAUCUACUCGAUUUACUUGGUGUCCCACCGGAGCUGAGGUGUGAACUUGCCCUCCCCCCCUGGGGGGGAGCCGCUGCCCGUCCCGCCCUUGUCCUGGUGUCCAUCCCUCUGGAACUCUGAUCGCUCAGGGAGACUCGGACACAGAGCAUGUGCCUUGAUGGAAGGGCGUCUGUCGGGGGCUGGCCUGGGGGCCCUGGUUGGGGGAGAGCAGUGAGGGGGGGGAGGACUGUGAUUGGCUGUGUGCGGCGGUGGUGUGUGGCGUGCUGGGGAAGCUUCCUGUGACUCUUUCUGCGGGCUGAGGGGUCCUACAGAGGAGCGGUAAUUUGGGUGGGGGUGGGAGUGGGAGUGGGAGUGGGGUGGGGAGGCUGGGGUACCACACGGGGGGGUUUGCACAAGAGCAGGGAAACACGAUGUCGCUCGGAACAAAAAACCCAAACCGCCGCGGAACAAAAAGGGAAACGAAGCCAGAACUUUAGCAUCCGUGGUGCCAUGGUGUCCUCCGGGGCUCAGCGCGAGCUGACUGGGCCUGGAGCUGCCCCGGGCCUGGAGCUGACCGAGCCUGGAGCUGUCCCGGGCCUGGAGCUGUCCCGGGCCUGGAGCUGUCUGGGCCUGGAGCUGCCCCGGGCCUGGAGCUGCCCCGGGCCUGGAGCUGACCGGGCCUGGAGCUGUCCCGGGCCUGGAGCUGUCCCGGGCCUGGAGCUGUCCCGGGCCUGGAGCUGUCCUGUCCUGGGCCUGGAGCUGUCCCGGGCCGAGCUGUGUGCGCAGCCCGCUCCUCAGAGGGCAGGAGAGUCGCCCCCGUCCCGCUCCCGCUCUCCCCGUCCCGCGCCAGCCCAGCCAGAAGGGGCGCCCGCUCGGGUAACGGAACACAUGUCGCUGCAUGACCUCACCCUAACGCCCUCGCUCUCCUGCCAGCGCUGGGCCAUGCGCGCCCCUUCGCCAUCUUCCAGGUGCCGCCAGAAAUUCGUUCUGAAGACCAGGCCGUUUUUGGGUUGGAAAGUAGCUGUUGCUGGUGGGCGGAGCUCAACCACCGACACCCCCCCCUCCCCCAGCCACAUAAAAAAAACACAAACAAGAGAAACCGCUUAGUCACUGUAGUUCAUGUAGAAUCGUACCGAUCCCUGACUUCAGACCGCAUUAAAUAAAUCUGAGUGGUGAGUUUACAAAAAAUCUGGGGAAAUCCGGUACGGUAGAUUGGCUGAAGUGCUUGGGGGGGGGGGGGAAGUGAUUUCUGUCCUUAACUGGGCUGUUUAAUAGAUUUAACUCUGGAAUAAUAGGAGGGAGUUUAAGGUGAAGGUGCCUGAGGAAUGUUCCGGAACAGAGGGGGGGGGGGGCACCUGGAGAGACCUCUGUUAUAGUGUACACCUUGUUCCCUUUUCAAAAGAUUUGCACUCUGAUGUGGCUUUUUUUUUUUUUUUUUUCCCUUCUCGCCUGUGUUCCCCGUUUAUUUAAGCACAAAGGUAGGACCUGAUUUAGCUCUGAGGUUUAAUAAGGAGGGGAGAACUGCUCUGCGUCGAAGCCUCCUGUAAGAUGACAACACUUCUCAUCAGCCAAUCAGGACCCACCGUUCUUUCAGACGCCGCCUUGCUCCGUUUGCUCGCUAAAUCGGUAUAUCGUGCUAAGCUGACCCUCUGUCGCCAUAGGUCCUCGGGCAAACCCACCCCCCCACCCCCCUCACCCAAACCCCCCACCCCCUCACCCAAACCCCCACCUCCCUAAGAGCUUCUGUUCUCUGCAGAUCGCUCCCCGGGGGGUUUGGGAGUGGGACGCGGUAAAUAAUUGAACGCACGGACGGGAUCGCGACGCGCUGCCUUACUUUUCUCCAGCUCUCCUGAGGUUUAACAGAGCUCCCCGUUAUCCGAAAAACAAAGCUCCUCUGCCUCAGCUUUAACGCUUCCCCCGGCCCGGACCCCCCCCCCACCCCAACCCUGUUUAAAACUAUGAGCCACAGCGAGGGAGGGGGGGGGAUUAUCUUUGGAUAACAGACAGAGGGGUUUAGUGCUUUAGACAGUUGUGUGCUGCUUAAAUUGAUGCAGUUUUGUCUCUUUUUUUUUUUUUUCUUUUUCUUGUUUCCUUCGAUUUUCGUUUGCCUGUUCUGACCCCCCCCCCAGAGGGCAGGGGGGGGUGUACGGGGUCUUCCAGAGCGGGCUGUUGCCGUCCCAUCAUGCCCCCCGCCCCCCCACUCUAACUCUGCUUUUCAUUUCCUUUUAUUGUUGGGGUGAGGAUUCCCUGGGCGAGCUGGAUUCGAAAGAAAAAAAAAAAAAUCUGUCAGUAUUAGUUUCCCUUUCCCGCCGAACUCGAACGGUCUCAGCCACUUCUUAUUCGUGCCACCAGGGGGCAGCGGCUUCGGAUCCGACCCCCGAAAGGGCCCGCAAGUUCCGCUCUACGUGCCGGAAUCCAGCCCGACCUGUCUCGCAAGUGCUCUUGAAUUGUGGGAACGACACGGGACGUGCGGGCAUUCGUGUUUACAUCCCCUCCUGACGCGGGACUGGAGCGACACGCUCGCGCGUUUGAGAGGCGCGCCUCCAGGCCCCCAGCCCCCCCUUCGGUCGGGCCCAGACCUGCCAAGCUGGCCACCCCUCUGUACAGUCCCCCCUUUUUUUUUUUUUUUGUUGCACAAGACGACUGAAGACGUUUAUGCCUAGGAGCGUAGGUUUGUGAGAUGCAGUUCAAUAUAGCAUGCGUGCGCACACUCCUAAAAAUAAUCUGUGAUGGGGGCGGCGGGGGGGGAGGUGGAGGGGGUGGGAGGGAGGAAAGUGUUGCAAACCAAAAAAAAAAAAAAAAGAAAAAAAAGAAGAUUGUGGAGAAUCUGAUUAGGAGAAAGGUGGUUGUUUUUCUGCUGCUCUUGACGGCACUCUUGUUGGCCUGGCUUGGCUAACUGGCUUCCAUAACCCCCCCCAAAGUUUCCUCUUUCAUAGUGCUGCCUGUGAGUCUGGGGCCCACCUUUCGUAGCUGCAGUGCCUGUAGUGCGUGGCUCUCUUCCUCCCCCCCCCCCCCCCCUUCAAUAUUUGCGACUCAGAGUCUAACUUUGAUCUCCACUAUUUCAGCAGAGAAUGUGAAGCUAGGUCUCGGAAGAGGACAUCAAGCACAUGAAGUUAUGUACUAUUUUCCGUGUAUGUGUACAAUAUUCAAAAUCCAUAUUAUGAAAGAUACAGCCAAAGCAUGUAACAUGUUGCUUUAAGCCUUAAACGGCUACUCACAAGACUUGACUGUACGAUGUAAACAUUUCCACAGUGGCCUGUAUUGGUAAACUAAUAAACUAUGAUUUGUAGCCUGA